Molecule: messenger RNA, 7736 nt
Organism: Gopherus flavomarginatus (Mexican gopher tortoise)
Lineage: Eukaryota; Metazoa; Chordata; Testudines; Testudinidae
Product: mas-related G-protein coupled receptor member H-like
Exons: 1
Biological process (GO): G protein-coupled receptor signaling pathway
Cellular component (GO): membrane
Molecular function (GO): G protein-coupled receptor activity
Source: RefSeq, a predicted model, not a curated record
GUCUUCUACCCCAUCUGGUGCCAAUGCCACCGCCCCAAGCACCUGUCUGCCCUUGUGUGUGCCCUGCUGUGGGCUCUCUCCUGCCUGGUAACAGGACUAAUGUCUUAUUUUUGUGUUCUUGUUGUAAGUGAACACUGUCGGAUGUCACACAUCGCCAUGUAUGUUCUGAAUUUCCUGAUUUUCGCUCCCGUCAUGGUUCUGUCCAACCUGAUCCUGUUCAUUAAGGUCCGACAUAGCUCCCAACAACGUCAGCCUGGAAGGCUCUACGUUGUUAUCUUGCUCACCGUCCUCUUCUUCCUCGUCUUUGCUGUUCCCUUCAGUAUCCAACGCUUUGGCCUGUAUUAUAAUUAUUUUCAUAUCUCCCUUGAGAUAUGUAAUGCACUGGCCUCUGUAAACAGCAGCAUUAACCCAGUUAUAUAUUUUUUAGUUGGGAGCUACAGGAAGUGGCGGUUCAGGGGCUCUGUUAAGGUCGCACUCCAGAGGGUUUUUGAAGAGCAUGCAGAUUCCAGAGAAGAUGGAGAGGCCACCAGGAGAGACUCAAUGGAGGUGGCCAAUUAAAUCAUUACAGCACCCAGCCUCAGAGACCUUAUUGUGGAUGUGGAGCUUUAUUAAUCAGUAUGAAAAUUAGCAGCUUCCUACUUGUUUAAUUUUUCUCUAAUUUUCCAAAUACCAUAUCUGUGUGGCACUUGGUUAUGAUGUUAGGUCUGUCUUGGAAAACUUGUCAGCAUGGUCUCUGGGCCCAUCAUAUAUAUUUUACACAUCUCCCAAGUUAUAUCUCCAGUGAAUGUAUAUGUGUGCAAGGUGACAGUAAAUGAUUUCUGCUUCUGACUACAAACCCAUCUACUAGAAAGAGGGAUUGGGGGAAAAAAGGCAUUUUGACAGGGUGGGCAUGAGAGGAACUAACAUAUUGACAUUAACAUCAAUGGCAACUUUAUUAUAUUUGCCCAAAGCAUAAGAACUAAAGAGAACAAAAUUUAUUCUAAAGCAAGAAGUACAUAUAAAUAACUAUCUAAUUAAACAGCAUACACAUUGCCCAAUUCAGUAUUAAGUAUGAUCAUUAGAAAAUUUAAAUAAGUCCAGCGGGACUCAAAUAAAAGAGCAGUGUGUGAGGGAAAUGCAAUGGCUAGAGAUCACCCAAUAGCUAUAAAUAGGGCCCUACCAAAUUCACAGCUGUGAAAAACACAUCACGGAUGGUGAAAUCUGGUCCUUUGUGUACUUUUACUCUAUACAAUACAGAUUUCAUGAGGGAGAUGAGCAUUUCUCAAACUGGGAGUCCCAAACCAAAAGGCGGUUCUGGGGAGUUGCAAGGUUGUUGAAGGGGGGAACGCAGUAGUACCAUCUUUACUUCUGCAUUGCCUUCAAAGCCGGGCAGCUGGAGAGCAGUGGAUGCUGGAUGGACGCCUAUCUGUGAAGGCAGUGCCAUAUUAAACAGCAGCGCAGAAGUAAAUGUGGCAAUACCAUACCGUGACACCCUUAUUUCUGUACUGCUGCUGACAGUGGUGCUGCUUUCACAGCUCCCUGCAGCUGUGGGAGGUUCCUGAAGGUGGGUCUGACACGGGAGCGGCACUUGCAAGGGAAGAGGAAGUCCUAUCCCUCACCACACUGGCCAGAACCCAGCAGCUGGAGCUUGGCAUAAGGUAGGAGCCCUCGGCCAGGGCACCUCCAGCCCUGCCCCUCCUCGGCUCCAGACCAGCGCCCCGGCACUCGGGAGUUAAAGGCACCUUGGGAUGGCUGGAGGGGGAGGGAACCACGGAACCACCCCUUCAACCACAGUACCCUGGGCGGUCAUCCAUGUCACCCACCCAUAAGGUCAGCCUUGCUCCUCCCCAACAGAAAGCGCCCAGCCAGCAGCUGCUGCUCUCUGGCCACCCAGCUCUGAAGGCAGCACCACCACCAGCAACAGCGCAGAAGCAAGGGUGACAAGAGCAUGAGCCCAGUACAAUCGCUUUGUUACCUCCCCCAUAGCCUCCGUUUGCACUGGGACCCCCACAGUUACACCACCAUGAAAUUUCAAAUUUAAGUAUCUGAAACCAUGAAAUUCAUGAUUUUUUAAAAUUUUGUGACCGUAAAAUUGACAGUGAAUUUGGUAGGGCCCUAGCUAUAAGAAAGGAAACAGAUAUGGAGUCCCAGUCCCACUCCACAGGCAUAUGGCUGAAGUUUAUAUUUCAACCGUUUUCUCUCUUUUGGCCACCUUCUCUAUAUCUUUAAUCAAAGGAUAAAAAGUGUUUUAAUCAGAGGUGCCAACAGUAACUUGAAAUGAAACUGCUGGGCCACAGUCACCUAUGUAAUGUUGUAACAGAGUACAAAGGUAUCGAUAACAUUGUCUCCCUUGUGGGCCCAAGACACCACAGAGUUACCCACACAACAGAUGUUUAGCCAUUUAUCUCAUACUUGGCUAAAGUUCAAGGAAAGGAACUGGGCAGGGUUGGUACUUCCUAUUGUUUCUGGUGUGAAGAGUGAAAGAUACCACAACUGGCGACAAGGCUGGGAGCCUCACCCAGAGAUGCGGUGGGACAGAGAGCCACUGUUAGGCAAGUGAAAGUUAAAUGACAACUGCACCUCUUUCAGAUUUGACAGAGAUGCUACUGCUUAUGGUUUGGGGGCAGUAUUGGCACGAGCACAAAGGAUUUGAGAAGAUGGUAGUUUUGUUCAGCAAAAGUCUAGUUCUUCUGAGAGGGCACCACAUGGAAGGAACUCCUGCCGUGGUUAAAUCUAGAGAAUAUUUUCAUCAGUAUUUGUAUAGGAGGAAUUUUUGGUCGGGACAGACCAUUCUUGCGUGCAAUGGCUCUUUAGAUUCAGGAAUCCUGAUGAACAGCUUGCCAUGGGAUUGGGAAAACUGCAGUGCUGUGAUUUCCCAUUCAUGCACAAGCCUGGCCAUAAGCAUAGCAAUGCAGAUGCCUUGUGUAGAUGGCCUUGUUGGAGAAACUAAAUGCAAACAUUCCCUUAGCAGAAGAGCAAACAAUUGUUAGCUCACAGGGAUGUGUGUACAAGGGAGUAGAUGGUUGCCUCCUCUCAUACAAUAAUUUUCAGAAUUGCGCAAGUUCCCUGUUCAUCCACUGUGUGAGGGAAAAUACGGUGGGCUUACAACUUUGGCCAGGCUUUUAGGCCUAACUUUGGAUAAGCUUGUUUCUAGGCUGUGUGGAACUUUGGUUCAGCUGGUCUCUGUGUAUAAGGGGAAGAGAGGAGGGGGACAGAGUGGUGAAAGAAUGAAGGAAAGUUGCUUCUGUGUGUCUAGAGGUAAAAGGAGUCAGGAAAUACAGGAAAAUAUGGGGAGAAAUUUGAGUAAUUCCUCAAUUUUGCCUGCAAUCAGCAAGGAUAUUUGUAAAGAAUGAUUUUAUUCAAAUGUUUAAAUGUUGUAAUUGCAAGACUUAACCUUAGAUAAGGUCACAGACCCCAUCCCUUGGACAUCGGAGGCUAAUGAGGCUUUCACUCAGGUUAAGCAUGUUCUGGCCCGAGCACCGGCACUGGGCCUCCCUGAUUACAAGAAGCCCUUUACUCUCUAUUGUCAUGAAAAGGAGAGGAUGGCCCUGGGGGUCCUCAUGCAAACCCACAGAAAUAAGCAGAGACUCGUUGCAUAUUUUAGUUCCUCUUUGGACCCAGUAGCUGCUGGCUUCCCUCCUUGCCUUAGGUCUGUGGCUGCUGCAACGGCCCUCAUGGAAUCUUCCACUACCCUUGUGCUGGGUAGCCCCUUGACUGUUGCGGUCCCCCAUGCUGUCACUGCUCUCCUUACUAAGGGGAAAACCCAACAUCUCUCUAACUCCAGGCUCACUAAAUACAAGAUGCUUCUUUUGAAUGUAUCUAAUAUUACCUUAACUAGGUGUCCUGUGCUUAACCCAGCCUCUCUGUUGCCUGCGGGGCGGGGGGUGGUGAUAAACCCCAUGACUGUCUAACAGUAACUGCUGAGCUGUCUUCUCCCAGGCUUGAUUUGCAGGACACUCCACUUCAGAACCCUGAGCUGAUAUUUUAUGUAGAUGGCUCGUGUCUUAGGAACCCCUCAGGCCAGCUUGUAGCAGGCUAUGCAGUUUGUGCCCCCCACGGCCUGGUGGAAGCCUACUGUCUUCCAAAGGCCAGCUCUGCCCAGGUAGCUGAACUGAUCGCCCUUACCAGGGUCUGCUCCAUAGCUGAGGGCAAGUCUGUUACCAUCUAUAUGGAUUCCAGAUGUGCCUUCGAGAUGGUGCAUGAUUAUGGGCAGCUCUAGAAAUAUAGAGGAUUUCUUACCUCUGGAGGAGCACCCAUUAGUCAUGGCCAUUAUGCUAAUGCCCUUUUAUCUUCCUUCAGCUUCUGUCUGCAAUUGUUGUUGUUAAAUGUUCUGCCCAUCAAAAGCCCUGUGAUGAUGUUACGCGCGGAAAUGCCCUGGCAGAUGCUGCUGCCAGGCAAGUGGCCCUUUCCAGGUCCCCGGCUCCCUCUGAAAUUUUUUCUCUUUGUAUGCUGCAACCUCUUUCUCCAUCUGCGUCCCCUCGUGACCUGGCGCUUAUGCAGGACUCAGCAUCUGAGGGGGAGAAAGACAGUUGGAGGCAGAAUGGGUGCUCUCUACACCCUGAGGAUGCCUUGUGGCACGCUCCAGAAGGUCGCCUGGUUGCGCCCCAGGCUUUGUUCCCUUACCUCGCUUGCGUGGCCCAUGGUUUGGCCCACGUGGAGGGAGGGAUGAUUGCAUCAGUGGUACGGCAUUGGUAUGCCCCAAAGUUUUCGGUCAUGGCUCAGCAAUACUGUAAUUCUUGCCUAUUUGUCUGGCACACAACAGUGGAAAACCAAUCCGGACUAGACCGGCAGCUCACCACACUCCAUGGGGACCCUUUGUAAAUAUUCAGAUUGACUUUAUAAACAUGCCAAAAUGCUGCUCCUAUGAAUAUGUGUUAGUUUUAGUAAUGUAUUUCCUUGUAAAGGCAAAUGCCAAAACUAUUGUAAAACUUUGGCAUUCCUGUGAGUAGCAACAGUGAUUGUGAACCUAAUUUUACUGGACGAAGUAUAGCAAGUUAUGUGCAGCUUCACAGAUCCAGUAUGACGAAAUGCCCUUUGAGGGCCACUCCCAAUUGAAAAACCGUAUUCAGCCCUCAUAAAAUUUCUACCAGGGCACCCAAUGCAACUACUGACAGUGCUCUGCUGGCUUUGGCUCAGAUGGACAUUUAUUUAAUAAAUAACACAAUGCUUAAUUAUUGCCAGAAACUAAUGAAAUGUGUUAGGUUUUUUAUAUACAGUAGCUCUGCCGCUUGCUGAAACCAGAAGACUGGGUCUAUAUGGAGGUCCACCAGUGAGAAACUACCUUGGCCGCAUGCUGAAAGACCCUUAUCAAAUCCUGUUGAUUACCAACGUCACUGUGAAGUGCCAAGAAUUGACUACCUGCCCAUGUUUCUCACUGUAUUGACUCUCCGACUGAUGAUCGGUCUAUCUUUCCUUCUGGUGUUGUUGCUCCUUCUGGACAGCAGGAGUGAAGGACAAGGUAAAAAAGCUGGUAAUCUCUCCUUUGUCUGCUGACAGACCCAGUGAGCCUUUGAUUCUUGCUAAGAAAACAACCUCUCCACCUGAGGACACAAUAAAGCCUCCAAGCAAGCAAGGUGAUUGUGCUAGUAACCUCUCCCUUGCGGCUUCACUGCUGGACAGCUAAGUGAAUUAAGACUAUGAAAUCUCGAAGAAUAGCUUGCGGAGGCUAGCCAAAACUACCUGAAAAUGAAACUUUUAAUGUUCCUUGACCUCUCCUCCUUAAUGAACUUGGGGUGGGGAUGAAAAAGUAAUAUUUUUCUAAAUCUUAGCCAAUCAGUGGCCUCACUAGUACACAACCAAACAUAUACCCACAGGACUUGCCUGGCCACGGGAAUAUUUUCCUGCCUGGAGGCCAUCCCCAUGACCAACAAUAUAACAUGUACCCUGUUACAAUACUCCCCGCCCAUACGACAAACCCAGAGGCCUCCCAGAGAGUUAUCUGGGUAUAUAACCAACAGUUAUGGUAUGGUUCUUCUAGAAAAAGAAACCCUGGGGGGUUCAGAUGGACUAUACUUAAUGCCAUGCUGGGAACUAUCAAAUUUACCCUGCCCUUAUCCCACUUCCAGAUCACUGCUACCUGCCCCAAUUGCUCCCGAGGGGCUGCCCUUGGGUUGGUGCAGCAGCAGGCUUUGGUGCAUCCUCCCGCCAAAGGAGGGACUUGGCCGGCUCCUUGUGGAACAGGACAAAUAGUGCCGCCUCUGUUUGGAAUAUUUACAAAAAUCAAUAGCAUGAUGAAAAAUUGAGCCAAUUGGAACAGGCCAUAGGGCUUUUUUCUGGGGCACAGGUAAGCGGUGUCGGGGCUGGUGUGGACGAAUUGCAUGUUGUCUUCACUCUUAGUGCCUUUACCCAAGAUUUACUAAAAGAAUUGAUCUUUAGUACUGCUGAGGCUGGAGAGGUAUUGCAGUGGGAUCGGGCCUGUUCUGAGAUGCAGGAUUACCUGGAUGACCAGCUGAUGGCCAUUUGGAGUGAUCUUAAGCACCAGGCCUGGCCCACUGCCCUUACAAAUGCCUUGGGCGUACCAUCCGACUUAUAACCAUGGAGACACACUUGAAAAUUUUCUGAGUGAAAAUGCUGGUGCUCACAGUGCUCCUUCCAGGCCUAUGGGCCAGUGAAAGGAGUGUGGGCUCCCCCAUACUGAAUUCUCCCGGGUCCUUGGGGGGGAUGUAUGUGGGAUUGGGUAAUCCACCGGGACAUACGAGAGGUGAGACCGCCCAAUGGGCCUAACCAGUUUUUGAUUUGCGCCCCGGAAAUAACACCUGAUAUUUGGAUAGGAUUAGGAAACCAGUGGACCUUCUUGCCAUUAUAACCCCAACAGCUUCAGUGUGUACGUAAACUGAAGCCAGGAGAAGUUGUCACAGUUAAUGACAGCUUUUGUUGGAAGGGUAUAGGACAAGAAACUACCCUGACAGGACACCUGCUUCUUUAAGCUAAUGACAGUUGUGUACUUGUAGAGGCCACCAUAUUACAAGACAUGCAUUUUCACCUCACCACUGCUGCAGGCAGUCAUAUCUUUUUUUGGCCUACCAAAAAAAAUUUGCAAUCAGCCCUUCAGCCUCAGAUACCCUUUAAUUGGACUACCCUAGUACCUGACUGGUUCCAGAAUUUGCUUGCAGUUUUUACUAGAAGUACAGAAAAUUUCUGAUUUUCAAUGGCAAAUUCAAGUACUCCAGAAUAUGUAUCAAAUUUAAAAUAAUGCUUUUUGCGUAGCCUAUAGGGUGUCCAUUAAAUGUACUAAAUAUGAUGCUUUGUGUGUAUAAGGGGAAGAGAGGAGCGGGACAGAGUGGUGAAAGAAUGAAGGAAAGUUGCUUCUGUGUGUCUAGAGGUAAAAGGAGUCACAGUGGAAAGUUCCCAAAACAGAACAAAGGGUAGAAAGAUGUGGUCAGGGCGCCAGAAAGAGGAACUGGAAUUGGAUAAAGGGAAACCAGGAGAUCUGUUAAGUUACAACAGCUAAGAUUGCUGUCGGGACUACAGAAAAGAUGGUAGAACAGUCAAACCGCAGACUUGACUGGCAAAGACAAUAACAGGAAAAGCCAUAGAUGGAAAAUUAAUUGGUCAGCUUGCUUGUUAUCAGCAUUAUAUUCCAAAUAAGGCAAAUAACAUGUGUAACCAGCAUGCUACGUUUUGCGGUUUUAACCUUUAUAAGCAAGGUAAAAUUUGUAAAAAGCAGAGCAGUUUACCUCUUGCAUGAGGUCAUGCUGUCUCUCCCUGCAUAUAUGCUUGUAUCAAAAUAAAGGAGCCUCAGGCUAUCUGAUCUAAAA